Molecule: messenger RNA, 1885 nt
Organism: Cyprinus carpio (common carp)
Lineage: Eukaryota; Metazoa; Chordata; Actinopteri; Cypriniformes; Cyprinidae
Product: CD9 antigen-like
Cellular component (GO): membrane
Source: RefSeq, a predicted model, not a curated record
CUGCUACCAGUGCAGAUGUUGACAGAGCUCGUGCAGUGCAGCAGCAUCUCCGCGGUGUACACCAUAAGCCGGACUGUUUUGAAAGAAGAGCCCGUCAAAUUACACUUUCACCAUGGGGAAAGUUGAAGGCGGGAUGAAAUGUGUGAAAUAUCUCCUCUUCGUGUUCAACUUUAUAUUCUGGUUGAUGGGCUCGCUGGUUCUGGCUGUGGGCCUCUGGCUCAGACUUGAUCCACAUACUGUGUCUCUUCUCGGAGAAGACGGACCCGAAACCUUCUUCAUCGGGGUCUAUAUCCUCAUCGUAGCCGGAGGUCUGGUGAUGCUGGUGGGCUUCUUCGGCUGCUGUGGUGCCGUGAGGGAGUCUCAGUGCCUUCUGGGAUUGUUUUUCGCCUGUCUUCUGGUCAUCUUUGGAGCAGAAGUUGCUGCAGGAGUGUUUGGGUUCCUCAACAAAGACGAGAUCAUUAGGGAAGUAAAACAGUUCUAUGACGAAUCAUCAGUAAACAACGGCAGUAAUGCAACCAUCCAGUCCUACCAUUUAAUUUUGGACUGCUGUGGCUCACCUUCAACACAAACCAGUUUGUGUCAAGACGUCGUAUCAAACCAGACAUGUCAUGAGGCCAUUGAAGAGUUUUUCAACAGUAAGCUCUUCAUCGUGGGUUAUGUGGGGAUUGGAAUCGCAGGAGUCAUGAUUAUUGGCAUGAUCUUCAGUAUGGUCCUAUGCUGUGCAAUCCGGAACAGCAGGGAGGUGAUCUAACACAGUCUUCCUCAUCUAGACAUGACCUUUCACCUUUGACACUUAACCUUUGCUGGACUUGCAUAUACAACAGUAACAUUUCAACCAAGCUCAAGGUGUUCUUCUGCCACUCAGGAGCCAAAAACAAACUCCACUUUCAUAAUCCUGUACACUUCAACCAACUAAUGGUCAGUCCAGCCUUGUUGUUUAAACUCUGUCAGAUUGCUGGAUUGUCUUUAUUUAAUGCCUGCUGGUUGGGUGCAGAACUGGAAGUUUUAAUAUCAUUUAGAUUUUGACUGCCAUUUUGAUUUUCUGCGAGAGUUUAGGUAUUGUUGCUAUUCCAGGCUGUUGCUGCGUGGCUUCGCAUGUCAGAUAAAAAUAUUGUGUAAUGUGAUGCCAGGGGUUCUGUGGCAAACCCAUGGCCGAGAAGAAGACCCACAGAUGCCUUUCACUUUGCAUUUGUACACAAACAAAGUAGUCUUCUACGUCACAGACAUAUUUCAAACGCAAACAAAUGCUUACCUAAGGAUCAGAAAACUCAAAUGUUGGUGAUCUUCAGAAGAAUCCUUGUAUCCAUAUCAUACAGUAAACCCUCUUGAAUGGAAAGUUCACCUAAAACUUAAAGUUUUAUAACCAUUUACUCACCCUCAUGUUGUUCUAAACCUGUAAGUAUGGAAGCCUGUUUCUGUCACUGAAUAAAAAAAAUGUAAAUAAUAAUUGCAACUUUUUCUCUCGCUAUUUUAACUUUUUUUUUCUCAGAAUUGUGAAAUAUAAACUCACAUUUCUGAGAAAUGAAGUCAGAAUUGAGUAGCAAUUCUGAGAAUUCUUUUUUUUUUUUUUUUUUUUUUUUGUCUUCUCAGAACUGGACUUUAUACUGUAACUCCCAGUUGCGAGUUUAUAUCUCACAGUUCUGAGAAAAAACUCACAAUUUCGAGAACAAAGGUCAGAAUUGCAAGUUUAUACACUCUUAAAAAAUAAAGGUGCUUCACAAUCCCAAAGAAGAAUCUUUUUGUCUGAGUGAUUCCAUAAAGAACCUUUAAUAUCUGAAGAACCUUUCUGUUUCACAAAAGGUUCUUUGUGGUGAAAGAAGGUUCUUCAGAUUAUAAAAAGGUAAGAAAGAGAUGGUUCUUUAAAGAACCUUUGACUGAGUGGUAC